AUGACGUUGGCUAUUCACCUGGUGUACACUUGCCCUUUGAUUGAAUAUGACGCAUGGUAUAAUAGCAAUUACCGCACAGAUCUGGAGAACGGGCGGAACAAAAUUAAAGAUGGCGAAGCACCUUGCCCAUUUCUUUGGUUCGAGGUUUUCACAAGUGUUUCGACACAGAUAUUUUAAGUCAGGUAUCAUGUGUAUUCAACAUCCAAGCUUUUCUUUGGAGAGGUGUAUCAGUAUCUCUACAUCGGUGAGCAAGUAUUAUGUGAAACCUAACUAUUUGAAAAGAUGGGCUAGACGUGACCAAAAGAGACGUGAUAUGUUUGCAGAAUACGAAGAAAAAAGAGGCCGAUUGAGAAUGAUUAGUAAGUGUGAUAUAUUACCAUCAAACAUCCGCAAUCAUGCUGCAACUGAACUUGCCGAGUUGCCUAAAGACAGUUCCAUCACAAGGAUAAGAAAUCGUUGUGUUCUCACUGAUAGAGGACGUGGUGUUAUUGGGCGUUUCAGAAUAUCAAGAAUUAUGUUUAAAUAUUAUGCGGAAAAGGGUUUGAUUGCUGGUGUGCAAAGAUCUCAGUGGUAAAAAAAAUCAACUAAAAAUAUCAAGGAAAGACUGAGUUUUUAAAUGGUCAGAUUUACAAGUAUUGUUGUGAUGCAAUUCAAAAAGUUCUUUUUUAAUUGAACAAUAACAUCGCAUGUAUGGUGUUUUCUAACCAAUGAACAUCAAUAGUCAAGUUUUGAUUUUUUCUAAAAUACUUGCAGCGCGUUGUUUAGUUGCAUUGUGAGAAUUUUUUGAAAAUGUUUCUAGUUUGUGGAGGAUUCCGCUAUCUUCUAGCUUGCUUUUCUCAACCAGACCUGAAAGAGAUGAAAAGAUUUUAAAACAUCCUUAAUUUUAUGUAGGGUUUUUUCAUUUUAUUCUACCAAUAAAAGAUGGCAAUCACCUUUUAUAAA
This is a messenger RNA of Xenia sp. Carnegie-2017, 942 nucleotides long. RefSeq names its product ribosomal protein S14, mitochondrial-like. Gene Ontology annotation, molecular function: structural constituent of ribosome. The coding region runs from base 47 to 574 and encodes 175 amino acids. NCBI's taxonomy places the organism in Eukaryota, Metazoa, Cnidaria, Anthozoa, Malacalcyonacea, Xeniidae. The record is from RefSeq and is a predicted model, not a curated record. Gene Ontology annotation, cellular component: ribosome; mitochondrial small ribosomal subunit. The transcript is spliced from 3 exons. Gene Ontology annotation, biological process: translation.